GUUGCUUAUGUUACCAAUAAGGUCAUCUCCAUUUCUUUCUGCUCUUUUAAGGUUUUGCGUCCAUUCCUCCUUCGUCGAAUUAAGGCUGAUGUUGAAAAGAGUUUACCUCCAAAGAAGGAAGUAAAAAUCUAUGUGGGCCUCAGCAAAAUGCAAAGGGAAUGGUACACUCGGAUAUUAAUGAAGGACAUAGAUAUACUGAACUCUGCAGGGAAGAUGGACAAAAUGCGGCUGCUGAACAUCCUGAUGCAGUUGAGGAAGUGCUGUAACCACCCCUAUCUCUUUGAUGGCGCUGAGCCGGGUCCACCUUACACAACAGACAUGCAUCUGGUCACCAACAGUGGCAAAAUGGUGGUGCUGGACAAGCUGCUCCCUAAGUUAAAGGAACAAGGUUCGCGAGUACUGAUCUUCAGUCAGAUGACCAGGGUAUUGGAUAUUUUGGAAGAUUACUGCAUGUGGAGGAAUUAUGAGUACUGUAGAUUGGAUGGACAGACACCACAUGAUGAGAGACAAGAGUCCAUCAAUGCAUACAAUGAACCAAACAGCACAAAGUUUGUUUUCAUGUUAAGCACACGAGCUGGUGGUCUUGGCAUCAAUCUUGCUACUGCUGAUGUUGUGAUUUUGUAUGACUCAGAUUGGAAUCCCCAAGUAGAUCUUCAGGCCAUGGACCGAGCACACAGAAUUGGACAGACCAAGACAGUCAGAGUGUUCCGCUUCAUAACCGACAACACUGUAGAAGAGAGAAUAGUGGAGCGUGCUGAGAUGAAACUCCGGCUGGAUUCAAUCGUCAUCCAGCAGGGAAGACUUGUGGAUCAGAAUCUGAACAAAAUUGGGAAAGAUGAAAUGCUUCAAAUGAUAAGGCAUGGGGCAACACAUGUAUUUGCUUCAAAGGAGAGUGAGAUUACUGAUGAGGAUAUUGAUGGUAUUUUGGAAAGAGGUGCAAAGAAGACCGCAGAGAUGAAUGAAAAGCUCUCCAAGAUGGGUGAAAGCUCACUUAGAAAUUUUACAAUGGAUACAGAGUCAAGCGUUUAUAACUUUGAAGGAGAAGAUUAUAGAGAAAAACAAAAGAUUGCAUUCACAGAGUGGAUCGAGCCUCCUAAACGGGAAAGAAAAGCCAACUAUGCUGUUGACGCCUAUUUCAGGGAAGCGCUUCGCGUCAGUGAACCUAAAGCACCCAAGGCUCCUCGACCUCCAAAACAACCCAAUGUUCAGGAUUUCCAGUUCUUUCCUCCACGUCUAUUUGAAUUAUUGGAAAAAGAAAUUCUAUAUUACAGAAAAACAAUUGGUUACAAGGUCCCUCGAAAUCCUGACCUACCGAAUGCAGCACAGGCACAGAAGGAAGAGCAGCUUAAAAUUGAUGAAGCCGAGCCCCUCAAUGAUGAAGAGUUAGAGGAGAAGGAGAAGCUCCUGACACAGGGAUUUACCAAUUGGAAUAAGAGAGAUUUUAACCAGUUUAUCAAAGCUAAUGAGAAGUGGGGUCGUGAUGAUAUUGAAAAUAUAGCAAGAGAAGUAGAAGGCAAAACUCCAGAAGAAGUCAUUGAAUACUCAGCUGUGUUCUGGGAAAGAUGCAAUGAGCUGCAGGACAUAGAAAAGAUUAUGGCUCAGAUUGAAAGAGGAGAGGCAAGAAUUCAAAGAAGAAUUAGUAUCAAAAAAGCACUUGACACGAAGAUUGGACGGUACAAAGCACCUUUUCAUCAGCUGAGAAUAUCUUAUGGUACUAACAAAGGAAAAAACUAUACUGAAGAGGAAGACCGCUUUCUGAUCUGUAUGCUUCACAAGCUUGGAUUUGACAAAGAAAACGUGUAUGAUGAAUUGCGGCAGUGUAUUCGCAACUCUCCUCAGUUCAGAUUCGACUGGUUUCUAAAGUCCAGAACCGCAAUGGAACUGCAGAGGAGGUGUAACACCUUAAUUACCUUGAUUGAAAGAGAAAAUAUGGAACUAGAAGAAAAGGAGAAGGCAGAGAAAAAGAAAAGAGGACCAAAACCUUCAACACAGAAGCGUAAAAUGGAUGGAGCACCUGAUGGCCGAGGAAGAAAAAAGAAGCUGAAACUAUGAAUACAUAUUGUUUCAUAAUCACUAACUUUAAACCAGUAGUUCUUUAAUUUACGGGUCUUCAUAAGAUGUACUGUACAAUGCUCAAUUGUUAUGUCAUUCAACGACAUCAGGUUCAUCUGUUUACCGAGCUAGAAACAUAGUAUGUAGUUUCACUUUUUUAAAUGCAACAGCUGUGCUGAAAUUUUUUUAUCAUUAACACUUGAAGUAAUAAAAUAGGCUUCAUUUAUUAAUAAAUGUUUCAGUUGAUUUAUUUUUCUAUUAUAGUUCCAUUUGUGAGGAUUGUGACUUUGUUUAUGAGCUAUAAUUUCUAUACUUGUGACGCUUAAAAAGAAGCAAACAAGUUAAAAAAAGAAAAUUGCAGAUAACACUUGUCCCUUCAGUCUUCACUUAGUUGUGUAAUUGUUUUAAUUGACUUUGCCUUUGCAGAAGUUUGGGUAUCUUCUUUGUAGUGCUAUUGAGUCUCAUCCAGGAAGAUUAUGUACAUUGCAUUCUCCUUGCUUGUUAUAUGGGUAGAAUGGGAAAAAAAGGCAAGACAAAUUCUCAUGAAAUUCUAUGCAUAUUUCUGUUGCGCUGUUUCUAUAGUUCUGAGGUGAAUAUGCCCUGUUCUGUUUGGAAGAAUGGCCUUUUAGUUGUAUAGCCAAAGACAUUUAGUAUUUUCUGGUUCCUUAAGGUGUUAUUGUACCAUUUUGUAAAAGGAAUAUUAUUAUUAUUUUUUUUAAUUGUUUGGUAAAUAUUUUUGACAAAUUAACCUUCUGAAGCAGCCACAACUUGGAAAGAUAAUGUCAAAACUUAAGAUGAUUUUUCUUUUUUUAAAAAGACCCAGCCAAAAUAAGGUGUCAAUUUGUCGUACUGUUAAAUUGAAAUUGGUAACAAAAUGUAUCCCUUUCCGGUUUAACCAUUUUUGGGUUUUAGAGUAAUUGAAAAUUUUAUUUUAUUAUAUUUAAAAUAAUUUCUAAGUGUGAACAGCAAGAAUGAAUUAAUUCCAGUUUUUAUUUUCUAUGGACAGACUUGAUAAACUGGAGACCCUGAAGCAGGAUUACCCAAAUUGUAGUGUCAGGAUUUUAGCUGUACCAGAGGCCUUUAUGUGCUACACAUAAUUUGUAUAAAGUUUUAUAUGUGCAAAUUGGGUACAUAAAUAGUUCUCCAUUUUUCUAAGGGAAUGCAAUAAAUGUAGCAUCGUGAAUAAAUAUAACUUUUAUAAUCCUUAA
Odocoileus virginianus texanus is the source of this 3260-nucleotide messenger RNA. Lineage: Eukaryota; Metazoa; Chordata; Mammalia; Artiodactyla; Cervidae. The record is from RefSeq and is a predicted model, not a curated record.